GUUGCAAAAUUUUUUGUGUUUGUUACUUUUUGCACUUUACUUAUUUAUUUUCUCCAUUUUCCAUAACCAAUGGCUUAAGCUUAUUUAUGAUUAUCUUUCCUUAUUAGGCACCAAAAAGAGACAAACCAGUUUCUGUGUGCACUCUUACUACACUACAUUGCAUACACACCUUUCACUUCUGUCAGAGCUAAGACAAUGUGUGAGUUUCAGGCACACACAUUGUUCCAUUCUCUUUCUCUGUCUUAGACAAACAAAAGCAAUGGCUCUUUCAAACUUUGGAGGACUCUUUCACUUCACCCUCUCUUCUUCCGGCUACCCUUUGUUGCAAUAUAAAAGGUAGGAAAUAGAUAUUGACUGCUUUCUGGGAUCACUCAUACAAUGAAAUCAAGUUUUAAAAAUGGUUGGCCCUCUGUCGUGCGUCUUCGACUCAGAGACAAAUCAGUCACCCCCUUUUGCAUAUUCUCUAAAGUGAAAUCAGCUGGCAACAUACCUGGGAAUACUCCUGUCUAUCUCAAUGUCUAUGACUUGACAACAGUAAAUGGCUAUAUGUUUUGGGCAGGCCUUGGUAUUUUCCACUCAGGGGUUGAAGUUUAUGGAGUAGAAUAUGCAUUUGGAGCUCAUGACUAUCCAACAAGUGGUGUCUUUGAGGUUGAACCUAGGCAGUGUCCUGGAUUUAAGUUUAGGAAGUCAAUAUUCAUGGGAACUACUAGCUUAGAUCCUUUCCAGAUUAGAGAGUUCAUGGAGCGCCAGUCUGCAAAUUUCAAUGGUGAUACCUAUCACUUGAUUGUGAAGAAUUGCAACCAUUUCUGUGAGGAUAUUUGUUACAAGCUAACAGGCAAUUCUAUACCAAAAUGGGUCAAUCGUCUUGCAAGAAUAGGUUCCUUUUGCAACUGCAUACUCCCUGAAGCUCUUAAAACUUCCACUGUUCAGCAUGAUCCCAACGUUCAAGGGUGUGAGAGUGAGAAAAGAAGACUGAGAACCGCCUUCAGUUGCUUGUCAUCAAUCUCAAUGCCUCAGAAGGAAGUAUCAAUGUCUUCAUUAUUUAUGCACUCUCACUAUAAAGGUUGCUUACCCCCAUGGGAGUUAAAGAAGUCUAAAAAGGGCUCACUAAAGAAAAAGUUAGAAGACUAGUUUCCCUCUCAGUAACUCUUCUCUGCUGUAGAGUAUCCAUUGUCUUUCUGGUAACUUGAUCAUUGGAAAGAAAUUAUUGCUUUCAGUCAUAUGUGCAAGUGCUCUUUCUCAAGUGCAAAAUUUUAUGUGCAUAUUUAUUUUGAAUAUUCAAGCUCAUGGCUUUGUGGCUUUUUUUUACUUUCUCUCUCUUUUUUUGUGUCUAGUUUUCUGCUUGUAAUCUUCGCUUGAUUGUGAAUCUAUGCCAGAUAUAUUGCUGUGUCAGCUCAAUUUUUUAUA
Messenger RNA from Cajanus cajan (pigeon pea), 1407 nucleotides. RefSeq names its product deSI-like protein At4g17486. Lineage: Eukaryota; Viridiplantae; Streptophyta; Magnoliopsida; Fabales; Fabaceae. The record is from RefSeq and is a predicted model, not a curated record. Gene Ontology annotation, biological process: protein deubiquitination. Gene Ontology annotation, molecular function: deubiquitinase activity.